Messenger RNA from Strongylocentrotus purpuratus (purple sea urchin), 891 nucleotides. RefSeq lists its product as uncharacterized. The transcript has a single exon. Bases 1 to 891 code for a protein of 296 amino acids. NCBI's taxonomy places the organism in Eukaryota, Metazoa, Echinodermata, Echinoidea, Camarodonta, Strongylocentrotidae. The record is from RefSeq and is a predicted model, not a curated record.
AUGGAAACGCUAGGUAGUGCAUGGUUGGAGCUUGGUGUAGGAACAUGCAUCUUUCCACUAGAAGUAGUCUUCGGCAAUACCGACCAGGUAGACGGGCUACUUGGGCUGGACUUCAUGGAACCAAAUGGGUGUAUUAUCGAUCUGAAGACAAAGGAACUGCGGCUCAAGGGAGAGAGAAUCAAAUGUACGGAUGCACGAGGAGUUUCAUUUAGCUCCAGAGUAUUGAUAGGGGCAACUACAAGGGUGCAACCAGGUCAUGAGGUUAUUGUUCCAGGCUACACGACAGGGCUGCAAGAUGGGACAGGUCUGGGUCUCAUUGAACCUGCGGAGAGUAGCGAGCUCCUGAACAAAGGCAUCAUCGUUGCACGGGUAGUUGUAGAAAGGACGGAAACAACCCUCCCUGUUCGAGUCUUCAACCCAGGAAAGAAGGCAUGCGUAAUUCGCAGAGGUACACUUGCCGGCCAUCUAACACCCAUCAGCGGGGAGGACAUUGAAGAAAUUCCAGGCCAACCUUUACCAACAACCGAUAAUCAUACAGUCCCAGACCAUCUCGUAGAUCUCUUUGAAAGAAGCAAGAGAGGGAUAGACAAGGUCUUCCAUGACAGAAUUGCCAAGCUACUGUGCGAGAACCAAGACAUUUUCGCAAUUUCGGACUCAGACAUUGGAAAGACUGGCCUUGUCAAACAUCACAUCAACACAGGGGAUAGUCUUCCAAUCAGACAAAGGCCCCGUAGGUUUCCACCCAAGGAGCAGGAAGAGAUUGAUCGUCAAAUCCAAGACAUGCUUGAACAUGACAGAAUAGAGCCCUCAGACAGCCCUUGGUCAUCCAAUGUUGUUCUCGUAAAGAAAAAAAUGGGUCAAAAAGGUUUUGCGUGGAUUAUCGUCGUCUGA